Messenger RNA from Ctenocephalides felis (cat flea), 2058 nucleotides. RefSeq names its product elongation factor 1-alpha-like. The transcript has 8 exons. Gene Ontology annotation, biological process: translation; translational elongation. The record is from RefSeq and is a predicted model, not a curated record. The coding region runs from base 231 to 1619 and encodes 462 amino acids. Gene Ontology annotation, molecular function: GTP binding; translation elongation factor activity; GTPase activity. NCBI's taxonomy places the organism in Eukaryota, Metazoa, Arthropoda, Insecta, Siphonaptera, Pulicidae.
AGAAUGCAGUUUACUCAUUGCAUAUAAUUAGCUAAUUCUGUCGGCACAUUUAAAUAUAGAGUUUGUGUAAUAAUUCCAUAACAAUCGUUAUAAAUAGUGUUUUAAUUGAAAAUAACGAAUAUUAUAUUAUUUUAUUGAUCGUCAAUUCCCGGGUGGGCCAAUAAUUCGCUACUGCGCAGGACCAACAAUUGUCCUUUUACGUCUCUUAUCUGUGUUUGUGAAAGAUAAAAAUGGGUAAAGAAAAGACACACAUCAACAUCGUCGUAAUCGGCCAUGUCGAUUCUGGUAAGUCUACAACAACGGGGCACCUGAUUUACAAAUGUGGAGGCAUCGAUAAACGAACAAUAGAAAAAUUUGAAAAGGAAGCCCAAGAAAUGGGCAAGGGCUCAUUCAAAUAUGCUUGGGUGUUGGAUAAGCUGAAAGCUGAACGUGAAAGAGGUAUUACAAUCGACAUUGCACUUUGGAAGUUUGAGACAGCUAAGUACUACGUCACAAUUAUUGAUGCUCCUGGGCACAGAGAUUUUAUCAAGAACAUGAUUACUGGUACUUCUCAAGCUGAUUGCGCUGUGCUUAUAGUAGCUGCAGGUACAGGUGAAUUUGAGGCUGGCAUUUCCAAAAAUGGUCAGACUCGUGAGCAUGCUUUGCUUGCUUUUACACUUGGUGUAAAACAGUUGAUAGUGGGCGUGAACAAGAUGGAUUCGACAGAGCCACCUUACAGUGAAUCUAGAUUUGAGGAAAUCAAGAAGGAAGUUUCUUCUUACAUAAAAAAAAUUGGCUAUAACCCAGCAUCUGUUGCUUUUGUUCCCAUUUCGGGUUGGAAUGGAGAUAACAUGUUGGAAGUUUCUGAAAAAAUGCCAUGGUUCAAGGGUUGGACAGUGGAACGUAAAGAAGGCAAAGCUGAAGGUCGUUGUUUGAUUGAAGCUUUGGAUGCUAUAAUGCCACCUUCACGUCCGACUGAAAAGCCUCUUCGUCUGCCACUGCAAGAUGUUUACAAAAUUGGUGGAAUUGGUACUGUGCCAGUUGGAAGAGUAGAAACUGGUGUUUUGAAACCAGGAAUGGUGGUUGUGUUUGCCCCAGCAAACAUAACUACUGAGGUGAAGUCUGUCGAGAUGCAUCAUGAGGCAUUGCAAGAAGCAGUCCCAGGAGAUAAUGUGGGAUUCAAUGUGAAAAACGUUUCUGUCAAAGAACUUCGUCGUGGUUAUGUAGCUGGAGAUUCCAAAAAUAAUCCUCCAAAAGGAGCAGCAGAUUUCAUUGCUCAGGUGAUUGUUUUAAAUCAUCCUGGACAAAUUUCUAACGGAUACACUCCUGUGCUUGAUUGUCACACCGCUCACAUUGCUUGUAAAUUUGCUGAAAUCAAAGAAAAAUGUGAUAGACGUACAGGAAAAACCACUGAAGAAAAUCCAAAAGCCAUUAAAUCUGGUGAUGCCGCUAUUGUUAAUUUGAUUCCAUCUAAACCCAUGUGUGUUGAAUCAUUCUCGGAAUAUCCUCCUUUGGGAAGAUUUGCUGUAAGAGACAUGCGUCAGACAGUUGCUGUUGGCGUAAUCAAGAGUGUGAACUUCAAAGAGUCCACUACGGGUAAAGUCACAAAGGCCGCAGAGAAAGCCCAAAAGAAGAAAUAACUAGAGAGACUCCUUGUAAAAGCCAUCAUCACGAAGCUUCUUACCAAACCCACUAAUAUAAUGUUAUAUCUUCAUCAGAAUUUCGAAAUAUUGAUUUUAUUGAUUCAAGAGCAAUUAGAAAUAGUAUCUUUGGUAUUCUCCAAUGUUUGGACAGCUCAUAGCAGUAUUAUUUGUCACAAAACACUUUUUAAUAUGAUUGUAAUACCCCAUAUGAUAUUUGUCAACUGUUUCUAUUCAUGUGUGAAUGCUUUAAAAUCUUUUUUAAUUUUUUGUUGUAUGUGUAAUGAAAUUAAUUUUGUGUCAGAGGAUAGUAAUGGAACGGAUACGAAUUGUAAAGAAAGCUUAAGAAUGUAUAUUCAUCGAAAGGCAUUUCGAAGAAAAAAGCAUAUAUUGGAAAAGAAUUUUAUUAAUGUGUAUUUAUUAACUUUACCAAGUUUCA